AUGCAUGCAGCAAAAUACUUUAUUCAUCUUAACAAUAUUUAUCUUCCGAGAAAAAUCGCUGUAAAGAAUAUAGCGAGUGGGGUUUGAACCCACGAGGACUUAGCGUCCAUUGGAUCUUAAGUCCAACGCCUUAACCACUCGGCCAUCGCUGCUCCGCCUUAACGUAUAUUUUCUUUCUACAUAAGCAUCACUUUGUCCAAGUAAAGGAUUGAAAAAUCUCAUCGUUUCGAAAGUUCAGCUUAUAAACUUCACAUUUACUUCUGUUGCGAGUUGAGAAAUGCAUGCCGAAAAGAACCGAAUCGAAGCUUAAUAAACGCAAAACUGAGCAAAUGUGAUACAACUUCGAAGUUAUAUGUAAUUCAAAUUCAAAUUCGAAUUCAUAUAUUACGAAAUACAUCAGCGAUGUGGGCGUCAGUGGUGUAA
This is a messenger RNA of Brugia pahangi, 423 nucleotides long. NCBI's taxonomy places the organism in Eukaryota, Metazoa, Nematoda, Chromadorea, Rhabditida, Onchocercidae. The record is from the annotation of a GenBank genome assembly.